CUCAUGACCACAAACCUAUAUUUGAACUUCACUCCGAACGAGAACUCAAAUGUAUGUAAACACGCAGCAAACUUACCGGCUGAUGAAGGGUGCUCACUGCACAACUCUGCCAGAAAUGCCGGAUGUUGAUCAAUUUAUACUCAGGCUUCGGAGUGAUCUCAGUCACUUGCUCUGAAUGUAUAUCUCCUUACUCGCGAUGUAUACGUGCUCCUGAUCCGAUUCAUCCAGUUUUUUUUGUUCUCAGAACGUACGCACUCUGGAACAAAAAUAGAAUGAUACUCGUUGUCAUGUCGUCGACCCUCUUUGCUAUCUUCGUAUCAUUCAACAGCAUUUGGUUUUCCGCUAUUGCCACUUCCAAUGUCAUGACUAGCACGAUCCCAGGUAUCACAGGAUGCUACCGGAGCUCUCGCAGCGUCCAGUUCUUCAUGCCGUUUCUUUUGAUAUUUGUGUUGCAACUGGGACUGGCCUCUCUCUCACUCACAUGUGCCAUAAAGAGCUGGCGGUCGGCCAAAGGCCCUCUUCACGCCAUCCUGAUGAAGCAUAACAUAUUUUACUAUGUAUGCAGUCUGUUUCUCUCGACCGUGAACAUCCUUGUGCCAAUCCUAUUUUCUGAUUCCGCGUACUACUCCGUUUUCGAAGAUUUGGAGGUCUUUAUCCUUGCGAUCCUCGCAACGCGCAUGCACCUCCAUCUCUGGCAUAUCGACCGACCGUACGGUGUGAUGUCUUAUCAUGUGGCUUAUUCAGCGUCGUUCGUGGAGACUACGUGAUGACUGGCUUGGUCGGUUUUUGGACCCGCUCAACUUAUAGAAAUGCACUUUUUGUCGUGGGAGGUGCGUUUGGUUGGCCUUGCAUCCAUAAGUAUCUGGUAUGUGCUGUGAGCGGCGGCAGACGAGUGGACGACGAUCAAGAUAUGUGCAUCAAUAUGCCCAACA
Molecule: messenger RNA, 932 nt
Organism: Suillus clintonianus
Lineage: Eukaryota; Fungi; Basidiomycota; Agaricomycetes; Boletales; Suillaceae
Exons: 10
Coding region: 123-767 (214 amino acids)
Source: RefSeq, a predicted model, not a curated record